This is a messenger RNA of Aspergillus affinis, 999 nucleotides long. RefSeq names its product ankyrin repeat domain-containing protein. Gene Ontology annotation, molecular function: protein binding. NCBI's taxonomy places the organism in Eukaryota, Fungi, Ascomycota, Eurotiomycetes, Eurotiales, Aspergillaceae. The transcript has a single exon. Bases 1 to 999 code for a protein of 332 amino acids. The record is from RefSeq and is a predicted model, not a curated record.
AUGCCCGACGAGUCACGCGACCGAACUUGUGCUUGCUGCGGUAGAACCGAGCAUGAAGAUAUCGAAAACCAAGCAAAUAAAACUCCAGCUUCCACUGUACACGAAGCAGUCCUCGAAGGGGACACCCAGCGCCUAGAAGAGCUCCUCCGCGAAGGAGCCACUCCUUCAACACCCUUCUCCGCUCGAGAGUUCACAGCACUUCACCUCGCCGUUCAAUCCGGCGAUGAAACCGCCACCAAGAUCCUCAUUGACGCCGGGGCCAAUGUCUCAGCUCCGACUGCCGACGGCGUAACGCCUUUGCACAAUGUCGCUACGGAAGGUGCGAUCGGGCCUGCUGAGAUGCUUCUCAAGGCCGGAGCGAACGUGCACGCCCGCAAUGUUGACGACGAGACGCCACUGCAUGUAGUGGCUCUCUUUGGGGGGACGAGGAUGGCAAAACUUCUCAUCGAUGCUGGGUCGGAUGUUACAGCAAAGGACUGUUAUGGGGGUACGGCGCUGCAUGUAGCUGCCGCGCACGAGUUUCUGGAUAUCGUUCGGUUGCUUCUCGAUUCAGGAGCCGACCCAAAUGCUAUCGACAAUAAUGGCGACGCGGUGCUACAUCGUGCAGUGGCGGAUGGACCAGCUUCCGUCCCACUUCUUCUCGACAACGGUGCCAAUAUCUGUAUAAGAGGUCAAUUAGGGGAUACGCCAUUACACCGAGCAGCUCAGAGCUCGGCGAAGCUUUUGCAAGUCUUUCUCCGAGCUGGUGCCGACCAUACGGCGGUCAAUGACGAUGGCGAGACGCCACUACAUCAAGCAGCCGCAUAUGGAGAUGUGGAACAAGUUCGACUGCUCCUUGAUGCUGGUGCCAAUGUCAAAGCAACAACUAAGGACGGCAAGACCGCGCUGGACCUUUUGAAGGGAGAUCGAUCAUUUCUAGGCGAGGAUGAGGGAGCGGACGAGAAGGCGAGAUUGCUCAUUGACGCCGGUGGGGACACGGGGCGAACAGCUUCUUCCUAA